Protopolystoma xenopodis is the source of this 519-nucleotide messenger RNA. Lineage: Eukaryota; Metazoa; Platyhelminthes; Monogenea; Polystomatidea; Polystomatidae. The record is from the annotation of a GenBank genome assembly.
AUGUCACCAGCCGCCAAGACAACAAAUAUUGACCUGCAAAGCAAUCAUCAUUUGGAUUACAGUGAGACCAUCCUCAUUUUAAAACAUGCACUGCAGCCUGUCGCAAAAGAGGCGUCUCUCUUUGAUGCAAUCACAGCCAAGAUUAGCGUAAUUCACAGACCCUCCUCCGAAAGAGGAGGAAGUGACACACGCAAGCACAUAUUCCGGUCUGUCUGUGUUGACGCACUCAUCUGUGGGCGGAGUUUUCUACUACUCCACGUCGUUACAGACGCACAGACAUACAGAAACAGACACAAACACACAAUUGUGCAAAUAGACAUACAUUCAAGACCUGCGUCACCCUCCUCCUCUCAUUGGUCCAUUGUUUCAGGUGGCGAGCAAGCCCUCCGUCCAGCCAGCCAGACUGGACGGGCAGAGGACGGACAGUUCUGGAAGCGAAUACUUGCAUCCAUCCGUCGCCUCUGUUUGGCCGGUCGAGGCGAGAUCACAUCCUUUCAGACUUCCACAUUCACAUACUGA